GAGGCAGAAAAAAAGAAAGACAAACGACACUCUCCGAUUCCAACUGUGGGCUUUGGCUGGUCCGAGGCUUCAGCAGCAAGACGCUGAGGAGACAGAGCCCUCUCUCCGUGCGGGGUUGCGCUGUGCAGUAGGACUCCAUCCAGCUAGCCAAGAUGUCUAAGGGUGACCCGCGGGACAUCGACGAGGAUGCCAUCCUCAAGGGCCUCAGCGCCGAGGAGAUCGAGCAGCUGGAGUAUGAGCUGCAGGAGCUGGACCCGGAGAAUGCCAUGCUCCCAGCCGGUUUCCGCCAGCGUGACCAGACCAAGAAGACUCCUACCGGCAACUUCGACAGGGACGCUCUGCUGGACUACCUAGAGAAGGAAGCCAUGGAGGUCAAGGAUCGGGACGACCUGGUGCCCUUCACUGGAGAGAAGAAAGGGAGGGCUUUUGUUCCUAAGGCGGGGGCCGGCAAGAUCCCCGACCACGAGCAGAUCACCCUGGAGCCUGAGCUGGAGGAGGCCCUGAGGAACGCCACCGACGCCGAGAUGUGUGACAUCGCAGCUAUUUUGGGAAUGUACACUCUGAUGAGCAACAAGCAGUACUACGAUGCUUUGGGUGCAACCGGCGUGAUUGCCAACACAGAGGGCAUCAACAGUGUGGUUAAACCAGACGAGAUCAAAAUCUUCCCGGACGAGCCCCCAAAUACCACCAAUGUUGAGGAGACUGUGGCAAGGAUUCAGAAGAACGACGGUGGCCUGACAGAGGUUAAUUUGAAUAACAUACCGGACAUUCCUAUCCCAAAGCUGAAAGAACUUUUUGAGGCCAUGAAGUCCAACUCUCACGUGCAGUACCUGAGCGUUGCCGCUACCCGUAGCAAUGACCCCGUUGCACAUGCGAUAGCUGAUAUGCUUAAGACAAAUAAGCACUUGGUAAGUCUUAACAUCGAAUCCAACUUCAUCACCAAUGAAGGCAUGAUGGCCAUCGUCAAAGCCCUGGCUUCCAAUACCACACUUGCCGAAAUAAAGAUCGACAACCAGAGACAGAAACUGGGUGACUCAGUGGAGAUGGAAAUUGCCACCAUGCUGGAGAACAAUUCCAGCAUUGUCAAGUUUGGAUACCAUUUCGGCCAGCAAGGCCCACGGGCACGUGCAGGCAUCGCCGUUACCAGGAACAAUGACAUCUUCCGUCAACAGAGAGUAAGUUGAGAGAAGCGAAGACCAUCCCUUCCCAACGGCCUUUGACAGUGUCUCUGGGGCAUCCGGCUGCCAUGACAACAAGAGGCUGCAUCUCUGGAGUUACACACACCAACAGACUCACAGAGGACUCUUUAUUUAACAUCUCCUGUAUUACCUGGAUGGAUAGCUCACUGUGAAAAAAAAUGCCAUUCAACUAAAUUCGUUCUGUGAAUAUCCGUACCAUCAUCAAUGCUUUUGCUGUUUGUAGGCCUUGGGUUUUUGACAACGCCAGUUCUGAGGAUGCAAUAAAGGUGCUGUGCUUGUGAUGUUGUCAGAGAACAUUAUGCAUCGUAGCCAUGUAGACACAACAACAGGGGAAAUGUUUUGUUUUGUAGGUCAAACCAUUUCACUCAUCCAUGCCAAUUUUUUUCCAGUGUGGUGCUUCUAACAAACGUUCUUGUAAAUACUUUAAAUAAAAGACGCUUUAAGUUUUGUAUUCCCA
This is a messenger RNA of Engraulis encrasicolus (European anchovy), 1656 nucleotides long. It is a transcript of the gene tmod4, whose product is annotated as tropomodulin 4 (muscle). Gene Ontology annotation, molecular function: tropomyosin binding. NCBI's taxonomy places the organism in Eukaryota, Metazoa, Chordata, Actinopteri, Clupeiformes, Engraulidae. The record is from RefSeq and is a predicted model, not a curated record. Gene Ontology annotation, cellular component: striated muscle thin filament; myofibril; cytoskeleton. Gene Ontology annotation, biological process: pointed-end actin filament capping; muscle contraction; myofibril assembly. The transcript has 10 exons. Bases 153 to 1184 code for a protein of 343 amino acids.